Molecule: messenger RNA, 390 nt
Organism: Protopolystoma xenopodis
Lineage: Eukaryota; Metazoa; Platyhelminthes; Monogenea; Polystomatidea; Polystomatidae
Source: the annotation of a GenBank genome assembly
AUGCAAUCCUCUAUUUCUCAUCUUUUUACUUUAGACACGGGAAUCAAAUCACGUCGUGGUGGGGCUGCAGCAGCCAACAGCCUGGCCUCCUCCAGUCGAGAUGCAGCAAUGGACGCCGUCGAGUUUUCACGAUCAAUCAAGGCGCUCUGUGGAGGUAUCUCUUUCAUCACGGAUGAACCGAGCUACUUUUAUGCUAUCGUCGUGGCGAUGCGAUCCGAGCAGAUCUGCAUUGAUCGAAUGGGCGGUCUGUUCCAUUCAACACUGAUCCACCCAUUCUUCCGAGUUCGAGUGCCUAAGCGAUCUACCAAAGACGUGCAUCGCUCAACAUUUAAGGUAGCCUGGAUCGACAAAACACAUUUUACUCUUUCGUUGAGUAAUACUCUAGUCUAG